AUGGCAGACAAGGAUCCGGAAGCUGACAGAUCUAACAUUUUCAACAUGAUUGUCCAAGCAGAUCUUGUCGGUUUUAAAGAGGCACUAUCUACGGAGCAAGUAGAUCUCGAGGCUCGAGAUUCAGAAGGCCGAACUGCGCUACACCUUGCUGUUAUUGCAGGGACGGCAGAAAUUUGUCAACAUCUGAUUGACCAUGGCGCAAAUCUGGACAGUUGGACUGGACAAGGUGAAGCAGUAGUGCAUCUGGCUGCGAAGAGGGGAGACGUUGAUAUUCUGCGCACCGUAAUGGAAUCGGUGUCAACGAAAGAUCGGAGCAUUCAGAGCGAAGGUCAACCUUCUAGCGAUAAAAGAGAUCUCAGUGUGCAUGUGGAUUCUCUGACGAAAAAGUACCGGAUGUCACCUCUCUAUAUUGCUGUCGCACUUGCACACGUAACAGCAGCAGAGGCAUUGUUGACCACCUACCAUGCGAAUGCUAACAUCACUGCUGGUGAGGACAACGCCCAGCGGGGUACCCGAAUUGCUCAUGCUCUUGAAGCGGCUAUGCAACACCCUCGAGAUGUUUGUCGCCCUCUGAUAACAAUGUUACUUCAGCACGGUGCAAGCCUGCUUGACCCAUCUGAGAAGACGGUAUCACAGUCGCUCCUCUUGCUAGCUUUGAAACGAGAUGAAGAUGUACUAGAUAUAUUUGCUGAACUCGACAAGCAAAAUUUCAUGGCUUCCAUCACAAAGUCUGUCUGGUUUGAGAUGAUGAGCUGCCUUAAUACACUGACUCUGGCCAUCGAAUCUGGGCUGGAGAACACUGCUUUGAAACUUCUCAAAUACGGGGCCCCACCGCAGGUUGAGUUCAACUCUUCUUUGGACAUCGUUGCUCUCCGCAACCCAUUUGGAAAGAACCCUGAGGAAGCGGCCAAAGAAGAUUUUUGGCAGCCAAUCUUGAAAGCUGCCUCAAAAGAAAUGCCGCGACUAAUGAUCGAUUUAUUAGAUCGUGGAGCAGAUCCUAAUUCCACAUUGACAGACCACCAAGCUCGGUAUAUGCAUCAUCAUCGCGAGUGCCGCACUGUUCUGGAUAUUGUCAAGGCGAAAUUGAUGGAGUUACGUAAUUGGAACAAAGACGAGGAAACGCCCGGUUACGAUAUCAGAGGAACACCAGAGGAAGCAAAACAGAUCAAAGGAAAGGAAAAUGCGGUAUCUCAGCUUAUUAAAGAAUAUGAAGCCGCAGAAGCGAAAUUAGUUUCCAUGGGAGCUAAGAUAUCCGACGGGUUGAACUUGCAGGAACCACCAACCCCAGUUUCUAUCCGACCUCAUAAGAGACUUCAGUUACACGCGCCCAGUUCUUCAGAGGUGGAGACUCAAACACAGAAACACUCGGAAGAGCUCGACUUCAGAAAAAUAGAAACACUGGAGGACGGUCAUCAAGCUCUCCUCACAGCAUGCAGAGAGGGGAAUGCUACACUACUUAAAGCACUCACCCUGGGAAGAUGGGGCCUAGACUUCAAAUUCCCUCCAAUUUUAAUAUCGGCGGUAUCUGGCUAUUCCAAAGGUCCAUUCCUCACCGCCGUGGAGUCCAAAAACUACGACAUAGCCCGUACUGUCGUUCAUAUUGCUACAGUCCAACAGGCUGACCUUGCAGACAACGAGAGGAUUGAUCUAUACAACGUAUUGGCUGAUGAUCAGCACUCAGUUGAAAGCAUCAAAGGCGCCUUAGGAGAGGUCAAGUCCACUGGACCUGCAAAGAAGAUCGUCUUUGACAGUGGCAGUUGCUUCGCGGGUGAAAAACAAAAGGACUUGGAGAUGCUACGAUUCUCAAUCGAAAUGGAAUCUUCGCUUGCGCUUGAACAAAGCGACCUCGACCGCCGCAUCGGACAUGCAUGGGCUCUGGUGGAACAUGGUGAUUGGCCUGAAGCCUUCGAAGAAUAUGUCAGAGAAACCGGUGCACCAUUCAAGCACGUGUUGUCGCCUUUGCUUCAAGCAGCCUGGUCAGGGAACCUAGAUAUGGUACGCUUCUUCCUCAACAAAGAUAGGGCAAUGGCAGCAUACAAGCAUUUCGCAGAGCAUCACGAUUUCACCACUCGUAAGGCUGGCCCUGAGCAAUCUCGUGCAGAAUUUAUAACUGCUGUACAGAAGUGGAUGGAUAGUCGAGAUAAUCUGGUUCUACAUUGUGCUAUCGUCUCUCGAAACAUAGAGCUUGUCAAGUUUGUUUUGUCAGCUCGCCCAGAGUUACUUGAAGUCCAAUCUAUAGACGGGUGGACACCCCUGUUAACCGCCGCAAUCCACCAAAGAAUUCAGGCUCUUCUUAUCCUGCUUGAAGCGGGAGCUAACCCUUUUGCGACUGAUCCCUAUGGCCGCAAUAUGCUUCAUCUUCUUCUAUUUAGCCCAACCGGAAAUUAUGUGGCUGAGCCUGAAAAGCUGGCAUCCGUACUUCGAUCAAUGGAUAGAUCAUUAUUGCAUCAGCUACUAGAGCAACGCUGUAAUGAGAGCCCCGGCGGCCAGACACCACUCGCACGUUUGAUCUCCAAUCGACCCCCACCAGAUGCAGUAUUCACAGCUUUGUUAGAAAUCUCCAAUCCGACGCCACUGAAAAUGCUAGAUGGCGCGGGUUACACUCCCCUCCACAUUGUAACAAAUUCUUCCAUGGAAAAUCUUAUUCGUUCUGUGAUUGAAAAGGCACCUCAUGUCAUGUUCUACGAAGAUCCACAAGGGCGAACACCUCUUGACGUUGCUAUCGAGAAGCAGCUUCACGGGUUUAUAGAGUAUUUCAUGUCAAGCUAUGCACGAACUAAAGAAUACCCAUCGUCUUCUCCGCUUCUUCAUUGGCCGCUAUUUGCAUUCGGUGAGGAUUACUGUGGUCCCAUGCAUACUAGAGAUCCGUAUAGAACAUGGGAAAUCAGUCAGGAACUAGCCAGUUCAUCGGGAUCUCAGCAAUUUCCCCGGAAGCUGGUUUCACAGACUCAACGGGAAGAGAUUGCAAAGUGGUAUGAAUAG
Molecule: messenger RNA, 2982 nt
Organism: Trichoderma aggressivum f. europaeum
Lineage: Eukaryota; Fungi; Ascomycota; Sordariomycetes; Hypocreales; Hypocreaceae
Exons: 6
Coding region: 1-2982 (993 amino acids)
Cellular component (GO): nucleus; cytoplasm
Molecular function (GO): protein binding
Source: RefSeq, a predicted model, not a curated record